AUGAAAAUAGGCUUUUUUUUAAAUAUAAAACGGUAUGAUCAUCGUGAUGAAGAAUAUAAACAUGUCGCACCUAAAUUCAAACCUUUUGGUGGUACCAGUAAUACUGUUGGUAUUGCCGGUGCUCAACAAAGUCCAUUUAAAUCAUCUAUGGUUUCAUCUGGUAAUACAACAUUAAAUCCUUCAGAUGGAAAUAAUCUUGAGAUACUUGCUGAAAUAUGCUUAAAAACUUCAUCGUCAUCAACAACGAUUCAUCUUCGAUUAUUGGAUAUGUCAAAGCCAAUAUGUGUAAAAAUUGAUCUCAAUCGAACAUUAGAUGAUAUACGAAAAUUCCUUAUUGAAAAUGUUCAAUCACUAGGAUCAAAUGCAUUUAAAUUUAUGGAACCACCAUCAAAAAAAUAA
This is a messenger RNA of Rotaria sp. Silwood1, 399 nucleotides long. NCBI's taxonomy places the organism in Eukaryota, Metazoa, Rotifera, Eurotatoria, Philodinida, Philodinidae. The record is from the annotation of a GenBank genome assembly.